Molecule: messenger RNA, 1550 nt
Organism: Drosophila rhopaloa
Lineage: Eukaryota; Metazoa; Arthropoda; Insecta; Diptera; Drosophilidae
Product: prolyl 4-hydroxylase subunit alpha-2
Exons: 8
Coding region: 26-1435 (469 amino acids)
Biological process (GO): peptidyl-proline hydroxylation to 4-hydroxy-L-proline
Cellular component (GO): endoplasmic reticulum
Molecular function (GO): protein binding; iron ion binding; L-ascorbic acid binding
Source: RefSeq, a predicted model, not a curated record
UUUCUUUCUCGGAGUGGCGAGUGCUAUGGACAUGCAUUAUGCCACAUCGACACGUGAAAUGGCAUCCCUGCUACAAAUAGAGGACGAACUUAUAGGACAUAUGCGUCAGUAUGCAAGGGAAUUGCAGCUUAAAGUAAAUACAAUGCGGACUUUUCAGAAAGAAUGGAAGACGAGGAGAGAGCAAGGGCCUGCAGAUCCUACGACCUAUGUGGCCAAUCCCCUCAUAAGUUUUCCUCUCAUGCGACGGAUGUACACAGAUGCUCCAAAGUUGAUGGAGUUUGCUCGACAGGAGCUAGGCCAGGGUCCUCUUCAAAAAUUAUUAGAAAGGGAUUUGACUAGUAUUUCAGCACUGGAAAUGCAUAUGGCUGCAACUGGCUUAAUUCGCUUUCAGGGCGUUUAUGGCCUAGAAGCAAGCGAAAUGGCCAAUGGAAAACUAUAUGGUACACAGUACAACUCCACGCUGAGUUCCGCAGAUUGCUUCGCUUUGGGUACUCAUUUAGAGAGGCUGCAAAAAGGUAAACUGGCCUGCAAAUGGCUGAUUGUGUCCGUGGAUCAGUAUAAUGAUCAAUUGGAUCCUGUAAAUAGGUUACUUCUAGCAGGUCGUUCUCAAAUCUAUGAGAAAUUAGGCCUAACUUUGCUUUCUAUGCAUGAUUUACCAGCUAGUCAAGCUGCCCUGAAAUUGUCAGUAGCGUGUGCCUCCAAGGAUGACAAUACUAAGCUGGCCAAUCACUUGAUUGAUAACUUGGCUCACAUGCUUGUGCACGUGGACAACUGUCGUGGAAAAAACCCUCUUUCGAGGAACUCCUCCCUUCGUUGUAGUUAUUUUACAGAAAGUGACCCAUUUCUUCGCCUAGCUCCUUUGAAGCUUGAACAACUUAACCAUGAGCCUUUCAUUGCCCUAUAUCAUGAUGUCGUAUUAAAAGAAGAACAGGAGGAUUUAUUAUACCAUACACGAUCCAGGUUAGAGCAGAGGCAGGUAGAUCCGGCUGGCGUUGAGGCCGAAGUGGAGGCCAAUGCCUCUGAUCAUGUAAGGCGACUUCACCGAAGGAUUGAAGAUAUGACAGGAUUCGACUUGGAAGAUAGCAAACCUCUGACAGUUUUCAACUAUGGCAUUGGAGGACAGCAAUUCAUCCACUUGGACUGCGAGCAGCCCAAGGAAUUUGUUGAACCUUUUACCACAAAAUAUCGCACGGUCACUGUCCAGCUUUUUCUAAGUGAUGUUGAGAUGGGCGGAUAUGCUUCUUUUCCGGAUUUGAAAUUUGCCUUUAAACCUGCAAGUGGAUCGGCAUUGGUUUGGCACAGCACUGACAAUUUCGGGAAUUGUGACGUUCGAAGUUUACAUGCCAUCUGUCCGGUGCUUCUUGGAACGCAGUGGGUGGCCAGAAAAUGGAUCAGUGGGUCAGGCCAGUGGCGCAGGAAACCAUGUCGGAAGUAAAGGAAAAGCGGUUUUCCAUUCGGUUUUUUUUUCCACUUUUGCGAUAAUUUAUUCAAUAAUUUUGUCGUUAUUUAUAUUAUGAUAAUAAAUUUUAUGCACUAUUUUAUAGUAUUCA